UUUACAUCAGAACUCACACAAUCACAUCAGCCACUGACUUUUUAAAAUGUGAAUUAAGUAAUAUGGCAUAAAAUACUGGCUAGAGCUAUUUGUAUUCGAAGUUACGAUCAUUCAUAAUAGUUAAAAAAAUCUUCAAAAUAGUUGUUUGAAAGCUGACGCAGUCUGAUAAUGGAGAAUGAAAGAUCGAACGCCAGUUUUUGUUCCAAUAAUCCAGUAGCAAGUCAUGAUGGGCAACCAGUCGACGAAGAGAAUGAAGGAAAAGGGGAGGGAUUUUUUACGGCCGAAGAUGUCAUCUCUCACUGGCAGCAGAGUGGGCACAGUCGAAGUAAUAGUCACAGGAGUGACAAGUCGCAGCACUUGAAGAAAUCAGACAAAAGAAGCGAUUUCCAGGGUGACUGGGAUGACGCAGACAGUCUAUCAGAUGAUAGCAGUGAGAGGAGUAGUGUAGGAGGAGGCAUGUCGAAGUUCCUGGAGAAGCAGUUCUUCCAGUUGGUCGAAGACAACGACUGUGUUGCUGUGGAGGAAAUGCUAUGGAAACACAAACACGAAGUUCAAAUGGGUGGGAGGAACAAGGAGGGAUUCACUGCACUGGGACUGGCUGCAAUCUGUGGCUCCAAGGAGAUGAUGGAAACUCUGUUGCACAGUGGGUGUGACAUGAAGGAGGAGCCGCUCAUCUGCAUACAGCAGGACUUCCAGCCGGGCCUCAUGAUUCUGCUGGACAAGUUAGCCCAGCAGGGUGUAGAUGGGGCUAAUAUGUCGCUGAUGGCCAAGAGUGGGGCGACGUUUCCCAGGGGAGCUAAUUGUGUGAUGGAAGCCUCUGUCAACAACAACAUCAACAUGCUCAAAGUGCUCUCUUUAUAUGGAUCCAAGCCCCUUCCCCCGCCCACUGUGAGAGUACCCUCUAUGUUCGACGUCAUGCUUAAAAGUCUCAGAUCCAUGGAAGACCGGUCGAAUGUGUUGGAGCAUGCCGAGGGGAUGCUGUACACCUUGAAGGCUCUCUCCAGUCCGGCCUAUGCCAUGAUCAUGGAGAGUGAUGACCCCCUCAUGGCCUCCUUCCAAAUGGCGCAGAGACUCAAAUACCUCGCAUCGAAAAUGCCCAUGCUUAAGGACGAGUUGUUGAAACUUGCGGAGCAGCAAGAGGGCUUUGCGGCCGAGUGGCUGGGCAGUGCAGGGGACAACUACGAAGUCAACAUAGUACUUGCUCUAGAGGAGAAGAAAAAGAGUCAGGCGAGAAGUAGCAGAGAGGAUUCGGACAGGGUAGUGGACCCAUACGCCAGACUCAGCUACGCCCUGAGAAACAACCACCAGAAGGUAACUGAGCACACAUUGAAACUAGGUCUGAAAAAAUAG
Molecule: messenger RNA, 1350 nt
Organism: Symsagittifera roscoffensis
Lineage: Eukaryota; Metazoa; Xenacoelomorpha; Acoela; Convolutidae
Exons: 7
Coding region: 169-1350 (393 amino acids)
Biological process (GO): calcium ion transmembrane transport; regulation of cytosolic calcium ion concentration
Cellular component (GO): cation channel complex; plasma membrane
Molecular function (GO): inositol 1,4,5 trisphosphate binding; store-operated calcium channel activity; protein binding
Source: RefSeq, a predicted model, not a curated record